AUGUUGGCCCACUCUGCAGAUUAUUUAAGGCGUGCACAUGGAGAGGUUAUAUAUCUCAAUACUGGGGAAUAUCCAGUCGAAGAUCUACGGGCAAGGUUAGUCGUUAUGCAUCGCUGUAACGGAAUACCUAGUGCUCUUUUAUUUCGUUCGUUUUUUAGACCAAUGCCUUCCUACAAACUGCGUGAAUUUGUUCCAGUUCCUACAUCAGUAACACAAGAAUUGCAGGAGAGUUUAUGUGGCCUUCCUGAAGAUGAAGGUGAAGACGAUCUUGACGUGUGGCCUCCACACCAUAUCCCUCAACGUUUUUGGACGUGGUGCAAGGCCAACUUCUUGACUCCAAUUGACGCUGAGUAUUUGCGCGAUUUCAAAGCUUUGCUUCUAGACAAGUACUCGCCAGAGGCGUUGAAAUGUUAUUACUUGAAUGAAAAUGGUAUUCAUCCAAGCACACCUUUCAAAGCUUACAAAGUGGAUUCUCCUGCACUGGCAACUUUGUCUGUUAUCGCAGAGGAUGAGGAAAUUGAACAGCAUUAUCGCGAUAUUGGUGGUCGAAUCAUCAAAAUGCUUGUUGAGCGAGGUUGGAUAAAGUUUGUCCAUGUAUUGCUCAGAUUGAUCUUUAAACAAAGGUAUUUAGGUUUAAUACCUUCGUCAACGGAGCACGUGUACCGCGAAAUCGCUGAGUGUUCCGCCACUCGUGAGAUUGCAAUUAGUCAAGAAGGAAAGGAGGAUGAUGACGACUCAGAGCUGUUUCAGCUGUUCCUACUUGGUAUCAACAUGUAUCGUAAUAUUCCAAUCCGUCGUGUUCCAACACACACUGAGCUGCCAACGUUGAGAACAGCGCUUCGGCUUCGGAAUCGUAAAGCAAGGCAGCACUAUGGUUCUAUGUACAAAAGACUACGAAAGUAUCGCAGAUACAGUAAGUUUAGGUGA
Molecule: messenger RNA, 927 nt
Organism: Angiostrongylus costaricensis
Lineage: Eukaryota; Metazoa; Nematoda; Chromadorea; Rhabditida; Metastrongylidae
Source: the annotation of a GenBank genome assembly